CAUAUUUGUGUGGCUUCUCGACACAAUAAAGUUCUUAAAGAUAACCACAAGUUCAAGUCUCUGCCUCCGUUUGAACCGGACCGUUACAAUACGUUUGAACUUCGCGACGCCGUCGCAUGCGAUUGCGCGGUCACAACGUACGCAAUACUGGAAACUGAAUAAAAGAUCACACACUCUGUUCCACACGGUGUUAGAAAGUGUUCUCCGGUGAGCCUCGUCAAAAUGUGCAGUUUAACAAAAGACGGCGGAACCGCGCAGGCGAACCAGUUCUGCGAUCAACACGGCUCUCCCUUUAGCUUGUACUGUAUGGAUGAUGAAAAAUUAGUUUGUUCAUCCUGUCGACGAGGUAGCGAACACAACGGGCAUGAUCUCGUUGCAGUGCAGCAAGCUGCGCCAGUACUCAAGGAAAUCGUCGGGGAUUCUCGAGGGACCUUGACCAAGAAGUUGGAGGAGCAUGAAGAAGCUCGCCUCACCUUAAAUACGAUGAGCCGGCACGUUAAGAGCCAGUACCAGCAGACAGAGAGAGAGAUAAAAGACGAGUUUGAGAAACUCCAUCAGUUUCUGCGGGAGGAAGAGGAGGCCAGGAUCGCCGUGCUGAAGGAGGAAGAGGAGCAGAAGAGUCAGAUGAUGAAGCAGAGGAUUGAGAAGAUAACGAUGGAGAUGUCCUUCAUCUCAAACACAAUCAGCACCAUAGAGAAGGAACUGCAAGCUGAAGACAUCUCCUUCCUGCAGGGUUAUUCACAAACAAUUAACAGGAUCUGGCAAUCCCUGCAGGAUCCUCAGAGCUCUGGAAUGUUCUCCAGCGGUGUGACCCAGUUAAUUAAUCGGAUGAAGACUUCAUUCUCGACACCAGGGCAGAUCCAUAAUGACACCUUGACAAGGAUCUACGGCACACCACUGAAACCUGAGCCAAUCACAAACGGUUUGAUUGAUGUGGCCAAACACCUGGGCAAUCUCAAGUACAGGGUCUGGGAGAAGAUGCUGUGGGCUCUUCGGUACACUCCUGUGACUCUGGACCCCAACACUGCUACUCCAUGUCUCUCUCUCUCUUGGGAACUGACCAAGAUGAAGUUCUGUACAGACAACCCUCAGCUCCCUGACAACCCAGAGAGGUUCACCUUCGGAGCCAAAAUAUUGGGGUCCCAAGGCUUCACCUCCGGAAUACACCGGUGGGACGUGGAGGUGGGGGACAACUCCAACUGGGCGGUGGGAGUGGCCACACAACCCACUGAGAGGAAGGGAGAAACCACUGGGGGGGUUUUAGCCCUGUACAACAUGAAUGGUCACUACCAUACCACUGGAAUGGGGCUCAUUUCAGUGAGAUAUAAGCUACGUAGGGUGCGGGUUGAACUGGACUGGAACAGGGGAAGCGUGACCUUCUCUGACCCAGGCUGUUCUGACCCCAUCACUGCCAUGAAAUUCUAUCACAGAGAGCGGCUGUUUCCAUAUUUCCAGAGCUCGUGUGAGGAACACGCUCUGCAGAUCUCUCCAGACGAGGUCAGCAUCGCUAUAGAAACUCCGAAGUACGGAAUGAGCUAUAUUGUUUCUGGAAUGUUUAAUUGGCUUGGUUCAAAAAUGUAUUGAAGCCUCAAAGUAUGAGAUAACAAAUGUGUGAUUAGAGUGGUUGUAACUGAACAUUCCAACGCUGAUGUAACAAUCACUGCUGGUAAAAGAAAGCAACAGAGUUCUAGAACACCGACUAUGGAAAAAAGUAUAAAAAAAUUAAAAAAACACUCUUCAAAGGGCCAGAAGCCAAAAAACUAAAAGUGUCAGCACUCAUACUGCCCACACCAGGAGGAUGUAGUAUUGGUUUUCCUUACAUAUGAAACAUGGAAAUCAGCUGUGCAGCUGUAUAGGGCUAUUCCAUAGAACACAUUUGUAGGCCUUUAGCUCUCAUGUUUAGAAAUUGCAUACUAUUCUUUAACCAAAUAUAUAUUCUCAUCUUAUAUUCUCAUCUUUCAAAUUGCAUGAUCAGGCUUUCUAUAUGGCAGGUAUUCACACUCUACUGUCUAUGUUCCAUUGUAUAGACUAACUGCUGUGUAGGGUAAAUGUUCUUUUUAUCUGUAACUGCAUUUUCUGGCUGUGGAUUGCUUAAUAUUAUUUGAUUUAAUGUACUCUACUUAAUUAGUAUUUGAAUGUAGACUUUGCAAACAAAUUAAUUAACAAUGAGAUGCGUCCAUAAACUAUUCUGUGAAUUUAAAGUGAGAUGCAUGAAUGAAGACUAUGGUAAUUAUUGCAUGUAAUUAUUCUGAAUAAACUAUCAUUUUAAUAAGCUACAAA
Messenger RNA from Conger conger (European conger), 2280 nucleotides. RefSeq names its product zinc-binding protein A33-like. Gene Ontology annotation, molecular function: zinc ion binding; protein binding. The coding region runs from base 223 to 1584 and encodes 453 amino acids. NCBI's taxonomy places the organism in Eukaryota, Metazoa, Chordata, Actinopteri, Anguilliformes, Congridae. The record is from RefSeq and is a predicted model, not a curated record. The transcript is spliced from 8 exons.